UGAUCUCCUUUCAAAUGGUUAAUGCAAGAGAAUUGGAACGCGUCCUUGAGUCGUGCGUCUCAUACGUCAUACCCCAAACAGGAAGUGAACAACACCGGGCAGCUAAGCUAACUACACUACAGGUUUCGGGUUCAGACUUUUUGCACUUUUGCCCGCUUCUCCCUCAUGUCUUCUGGACCCCGCUGACCGGUGGGUACCGUGGCCAGUUGUUAUGGAGGAGCGAAAGCUAAAGAGGAAGAGCCCCAGGACCCCCGCAGCCGCAGCCGCUGCGACGGCGACAUCUCCGACGCCAACGACCGAGUGUGGCCGGAAAAACAGCACUUCCGCCGGGGUGAAACAAGGCGGCCACGGCGCAGGGCCUCGUUCCAACCAGAGGAGCAAAAACAGAAGGGUAGUUCGAGACAAAUCAAAGCAUCAGCCGGGUCAGGGUGUCCGCCCAAGCUCGACUCAGAACCAGGCCGCACCCACCAUCCAGCACUCCUUCCUGACUGAUGUCUCUGACGUGCAGGAGAUGGAGAAUGGACUCCUCAGCCUCCUUAAUGACUUCCACUCAGGGAAACUCCAAGCUUUUGGAAACGAGUGCUCUAUUGGGCAGAUGGAGCACGUGCGAGAGAUGCAGGAGAAGCUAGCCCGCUUGCACUUUGACCUGUAUGGUGAGGCAGAUGAGAUGCCAGAAGACCAGAGGAAAACAGCCCGAGACACCAAUAUGGACAAGCUGCUUCUGAAUCUGGAGGAGCUCAGUUCUUCCAUCCAGAAACUGAAUUUGACAGACAGCCAGGAGACGCCGAAGACUGCCAACGUGUGACUGCCUCUCGGCCGUUGCUGCUCCUUGCCGACCAGCAGGCGAAUGGAAAUUCCAAUGCACAUAACACGGAUGAUACACAUCUUAUCUUACUAAACAUCUGGAUGCAAGUAGUUUAGGGAACUAAUCAUUACCAUCAUCUCUGAUCAACUGCAUCACGUCUUGUAGAGGAAGCUCUAAGCAACCAAAGUGAUUAGAAAUACUCCACAACAGAUGCAAAGCACUCUGUUGCACUUUAUAGUGUUAGUCGUUCCGACUUCUAAGCCAAUCAGUGUGUAACUUAACCCAUUUGUCAAAGUGCUUUUUAAACUUGCACCGCCAAAAAAAAAAAAGAUGUGAGUUACCACUUUUCAGCAUGAAUGUAUGACCGUCAUGUCCACAAAACAUGCAUUUAGUUCCUGGUUGACCUCACAACCAUGCCUUGAUUUCCCACGUGGUCAUUUUAGCUGCAUUAUUUUGAACUUAAUCAGUUUUUGCACUUUGGGCUGCGAUGAUCGUCAGUCUCAGCCACUGUUUGGGUGUGGUUAUUUUUUUACAGAUAUAACAUGUAUGCUGAUUUUAUUUUUAUUGAUUUACCAAUAAAAUGUGAAUUAAUUGAUCCCAAA
Nerophis ophidion (straightnose pipefish) is the source of this 1407-nucleotide messenger RNA. It is a transcript of the gene ccdc28a, whose product is annotated as coiled-coil domain containing 28A. Bases 212 to 805 code for a protein of 197 amino acids. The transcript has 6 exons. NCBI's taxonomy places the organism in Eukaryota, Metazoa, Chordata, Actinopteri, Syngnathiformes, Syngnathidae. The record is from RefSeq and is a predicted model, not a curated record.